Messenger RNA from Magnolia sinica, 1995 nucleotides. Its product is annotated as calcium uptake protein, mitochondrial-like. The transcript has 8 exons. Lineage: Eukaryota; Viridiplantae; Streptophyta; Magnoliopsida; Magnoliales; Magnoliaceae. The record is from RefSeq and is a predicted model, not a curated record. Gene Ontology annotation, molecular function: calcium ion binding. The coding region runs from base 105 to 1559 and encodes 484 amino acids. Gene Ontology annotation, cellular component: uniplex complex. Gene Ontology annotation, biological process: mitochondrial calcium ion homeostasis; calcium import into the mitochondrion.
AAAUUCAAUUCAAACAAACUGGCCAUUUUUCACGGUCAAGUCCCACUGCUUCGCCCUUCCCUCCAUUUAUUCACUCUCUCUUCUCUCUCGCGCGCGCACAAGCGAUGUCUCCCUGGGCUUUCAUGAAGAGAUCAUCCUAUCCGUCGGUCCUUCUCAUGGGCGGAAUCCAACGGAUGAGCUUUCGUCCUCUAUCCGCCGCUGCAGCUGGAGGAAGCUCUUCGGCAAAUGAGAAAGGAGAUGCGUCGUUUUCAUCCUCCUCUGCUUUUGGGCAUCUCUCUGGAAUCGUCGCGGGUUCGGGUCUCGGGUUUUGGCUUUGGUCGUCUCCAGAAUGUUCUUUCUCGUCUGCUGAUUGGAAUACGGCAACCGUGAAAGAGGUGGCUGGUGAUGAUGUGCACCUGAAUUCCGUGCUCUGCGAUGCACCGCAACAGGAAAGGAAACCCAAGUAUCUGUUUGCAGAUUCUUAUAGGAGAAGGGUUUUCUUUAACUACGAGAAACGCAUAAGGUUGCGAAGUCCUCCGGAAAAGGUUUUUGAAUACUUCGCGUCUUUUCGGAGCCCAGAAGGGGAAGUAUUUAUGACACCAGCAGACUUGAUGCGAGCGAUCAUUCCUGUAUUUCCUCCAUCUGAAUCUAAUAUUGUCAGAGAAGGUUAUUUGAGAGGGGAGAAGCGUCCUGGCAAGUUGCAUUAUGCUGAUCCAGAGUUGUCUAUGCUUUUUGAUACCAACAAUGAUGGACUUAUAUCUUUCCCAGAGUACAUCUUCUUUGUCACACUCCUCAGCAUCCCAGAAUCAAGCUUCUCUGUGGCAUUUAAAAUGUUUGACCUUGACAAUAAUGGGGAGAUCGAACGGGAUGAGUUUAAGAAAGUGAUGGCCUUGAUGCGGUCUUAUAACAGACAAGGGUCAUCUCAUAGAGAUGGAAUGCGUAUUGGGCUAAAGGUUGGGACUUCUGUUGAAAAUGGUGGUCUGUUGGAGUACUUUUUUGGCAAGGAUGGGACCGAGUGCCUCCAACAUGAAAAAUUUGUUGCAUUUUUAAAAGAUUUGCAUGAAGAAAUUUUACGUUUGGAGUUUGUCCAUUACGACUGCAAGUUGCAAGGAACAAUACCGGCCAAGGAUUUUGCCUUGUCAAUGGUUGCUUCUGCUGACAUGAACCAUAUAAAUAAGUUUCUUGAUCGGGUCGAUGAACUAAAUAACGACCCACAUCUCCGGGACAUUCGCAUCACUUUGGAGGAAUUCAAGGACUUCGCAGAGUUACGUAAAAGAUUGCAACCGUUGGCUCUAGCAAUCUUUAGUUAUGGGAAAGUAAAUGGUUUGUUGACAAAGAAGGAUUUUCAACGUGCUGCAUCCCAUGUAUGUGGCAUCUCAAUCACUGAGAAUGUCGUUGAUGUCAUAUUCCAUGUUUUCGAUGUGAACCGUGAUGGAAAUUUAAGUGUUGAUGAGUUCUUAGGAGUUCUAGAGAGACGGGAAAGGGAUAUGGGCUACCCAGCAGAUACAGGCAUUGUUGGGAUGCUAUCAUGUUGGUGGAAUUGUGCCAAGGCUUGCUCCUUUGAGCGGGUGCUUCAGUAACCAGAGUUCGUUUCUUCUUGUACAUUCCCUCUCACUUCAUGUCUUGGUAUCAUUCCAACAUCAAUGGCUGAGAGUUGUCCAGUAGGGAAAGGUCAAUUCUUUCAAUCUUCAGCCAGAUGUUUCUGAAGGAUCUUGAGGAUGGGCUUUGGAGUUUCAACUAGUCAUGCUUGAGAUAUUGUACAUAACUGAUGUUUUAUGGGUUUCUGGUGUCUAAUGUUCCGCUCUCCUCUAGAGGGACUAAAGGAGAUAUGCUCCUCACUUUGUUAAGGAAGCUUCCAUAGUACCGAAGUAAUCUCUUCUGCCGCAAAAUCCAACUGUACAGUGUUCAGCAUGUUAUGUUUGUAUGUACAUAAUCCUGUUUAUUUGUACUUGUUAAAUUCUUUGUAACAAUCUGUUGUACUGCUGAGCCUACAUUAUAAUCUAAUUAUUUGGGAUA